This is a messenger RNA of Drosophila montana, 882 nucleotides long. It is a transcript of the gene twr, whose product is annotated as signal peptidase complex catalytic subunit SEC11 homolog C twr. The coding region runs from base 75 to 632 and encodes 185 amino acids. The record is from RefSeq and is a predicted model, not a curated record. Gene Ontology annotation, molecular function: serine-type endopeptidase activity. NCBI's taxonomy places the organism in Eukaryota, Metazoa, Arthropoda, Insecta, Diptera, Drosophilidae. The transcript has 4 exons. Gene Ontology annotation, cellular component: signal peptidase complex; membrane.
UUGCAAUUUUGCAUAAGCUUCCAUCUAGCUUUACAAAUUGUUCUUAAAAACGGAGCAAUUACACAAUCGCAACCAUGGGCUUAGCUAGCAUGUUGCAAGUAGAUGAAAUGCUGGGCGAUUUUAAUAGAAUGAAUAAACGCCAGUCGCUCUAUCAAGUGCUUAGCUUUGCUAUGAUAGUCUCCUCGGCGCUAAUGAUAUGGAAAGGCCUUAUGGUAGUCACCGGCAGCGAAUCACCAAUUGUGGUCGUGCUGAGCGGCAGUAUGGAGCCGGCAUUUCAUCGGGGUGAUCUGCUGUUCCUCACCAACUACAAGGAGGAGCCAGUCCGCGUGGGCGAGAUUGUGGUGUUCAAAGUAGAGGGACGAGACAUACCCAUUGUGCAUCGUGUGAUUAAAGUGCACGAAAAGGAAGACGGCACUGUCAAGUUCCUGACCAAGGGCGACAACAACAAUGUGGAUGAUCGAGGACUAUAUGCGCCAGGCCAGCUAUGGCUAUCCAAAAAGGAUAUUGUGGGGCGUGCAAGGGGGUUCUUGCCCUAUGUGGGCAUCAUCACAAUUUUCAUGAACGAAUAUCCGAAAGUUAAGUGGGCUAUACUCUCGAUUCUAGCAAUAUUUGUUCUGCUGCAUCGAGAAUAGAAGCCGUUUAUAUUUGUAGUUACAAUUUAAGUAGGAUCUGCGCGCAUAGUGAUGCCAGGGAUGUUGCACAAUCUCGAGCCUUUUUGCAUUUCAGUUUGAUCUAUCCAAAAUGAUAUGCAUUUGUACUUUGUUUUUUAUAAGACACCCCCACACAGAAGAACAACACAUUAGGUUCAAAUUAAAGAGUCCAGAGCUGAAUUUCAAUAAACGAUUUUUUAAAUACUUAUGUAUCCAAAUGAAUAACCGAUAA